Diprion similis is the source of this 837-nucleotide messenger RNA. RefSeq names its product nuclear factor interleukin-3-regulated protein-like. The record is from RefSeq and is a predicted model, not a curated record. NCBI's taxonomy places the organism in Eukaryota, Metazoa, Arthropoda, Insecta, Hymenoptera, Diprionidae. Gene Ontology annotation, cellular component: nucleus. Gene Ontology annotation, molecular function: RNA polymerase II cis-regulatory region sequence-specific DNA binding; DNA-binding transcription factor activity, RNA polymerase II-specific. Gene Ontology annotation, biological process: regulation of transcription by RNA polymerase II. The transcript has 4 exons. The coding region runs from base 45 to 776 and encodes 243 amino acids.
UACACGCAUUUCUUAAAAGUCUUUCGAGGGUAACAGGAAAAGUAAUGGGUUCGAACGGUCACAGUGCAAGGUCCAUUUGCAACGGUAGCAACGUCUCCAGUGCCUUUUCUGCCCUGCAUCUACUCAGGAGCUACAGCCUACUCGCCCCGCCACCAGAUCUCUGCAGAUACGAUCAUUUCACCAGCCGUGAAUUCGGGUUUGGAGAAUCCGAGAGGCCUCGUGGAUUAACAACUGGAGAAACUCCCAUGUCACCGCUAACGACAACGUUUGCACUUCCGGCUGGUCUCCUACAGCCACCUGUGCUUACAGCAGUACCGCCGUAUAUCCAAUCGAUAAACGUCGCUCAGCCGAGCUCUGACGUCACACACGCUGCUCUUGUCGGACGUCAUUUCAUCAGCACUAACGGAACAGCUACGGCUGCCCUUCAAAAGCGGCAGCGUGGCGAUAAGAAGCCGAUUCCCACCGAGCAGAAGGACGAGAAGUACUACGAGAGGAGAAAACGCAAUAACGAAGCCGCAAAGAAGUCUCGGGAUGCGCGAAAGAUCCGCGAGGAUCAUAUUGCCCUAAAGGCCAUGAUGCUGGAACACGAAAACGCGAUUCUGAAGGUCCAAAUUGCGACCUUGAGGGAGGAGGCGCAGUCCCUUCGGCACGUCCUGAUCAAGCAGCAAACCUCAGGACUUUCGUCGGGCAACCCUAUCGACGCCACGACAGUGACUAGUCGGGAUCCUCGAUCUCAACCGCGGUCGACGGCUGCCUCGUUAUCUUGUCGGGUCUAGUUUUUUAUUCGAAGCUGUUAUCAUUUAGAUAUAAUGCACCGUAUGUACAGAUUUAUUACUC